Messenger RNA from Lottia gigantea (owl limpet), 3675 nucleotides. RefSeq lists its product as hypothetical. NCBI's taxonomy places the organism in Eukaryota, Metazoa, Mollusca, Gastropoda, Lottiidae. The transcript has 21 exons. The record is from RefSeq and is a predicted model, not a curated record. Gene Ontology annotation, molecular function: guanylate cyclase activity; peptide receptor activity; ATP binding. Bases 1 to 3675 code for a protein of 1224 amino acids. Gene Ontology annotation, biological process: cGMP biosynthetic process; protein phosphorylation; receptor guanylyl cyclase signaling pathway.
AUGUGUUAUUUCAAAAUAUGUUCUUUGGAAAUUCUACUGGUGUUAGCGCUUACUGUACCGGAGUGUUACGGAAUAGUGAAUAUUACUGUUGGAUAUCUUACUGUCAGUAAAACUAAUGAAUUUGUUCGCGGAAAACAAGGAAGGGUGAUAUCAGGUGCCUUAACAUAUGCUGUGGACGAAAUCAAUCAAAAUACUUCCAUAUUACCGGAAUAUCAUUUGGAUUUCAUUUGGGAUAAUACUUGGGAUGAUACAUUAAUAUCUACUGCUAAGCUCACCGAACAAUGGCGUAAAGGAGCGGUGGCUUUCUUUGGACCAGAAGAUGGGUGCACAGUAGAGGCACGAGUUGCCGCCGCCUGGAAUCUACCUAUGAUUGCCUAUAAAUGUGCUGACUAUGAAGUCUCAGAUAAAUCAUUGUAUCCAACAUUCGCUAGAACCUAUCCUCCGGCUUCUCAGGUCACCAAACCUAUCAUAUCUCUACUUCUACAUUAUAACUGGAAGAAAUAUACCCUCAUUGUUGGGUCGUCGCAUAAAGAGAAGACUAUUGCUGAGAAACUGAUAGAGUUAUCAGAACUGUACAAUAUAACCAUAAAUGACAGAAAAGUUUUUGAAGAACCACACAUUGCUCUCGCCACUGGAAAUCCAUUUCCCCGUAUUGUUGAUGAAACCUACGUUGGAACACGAGUGUAUGUCUUUCUGGGAGAUAUAAAUGGUGUGGUGGAUUUUAUGAGUAAUUUAUAUGAUCGGGGUUUAUUAGAUACUGGUGAUUAUAUAGUAAUCUAUGUAAACCAUGGGAAUUUUGAUCAAUCAGAACCACUGAAAUAUUUUAAAAGAACCAUGGAUAGACCAGAUCAACCCAGGAAUCUCGAAGCAUCUAGAUCUUUAUUAGUCAUAACAUCCAGUCCGGCAACAAAUCUUGAAUAUGGCAAAUUUCAUUAUAAAGUCAAUGAUUAUAAUGAACAAGCACCAUUUGAAUUUCCAAAUCCUUUCAAGAUACCAAAAAGAGUGAGUUUUGCUUUAAUCUCUGUUUAUGCUGCAUAUCUGUAUGAUGCUGUCAAGCUGUAUUCUAUAGCAUUAAGUGAAGUAAUAGCAGAAAAUGGAAGUGUAACAAAUGGGACAGCAAUCAUCAAUAAAAUACGAAGAAGAUCAUAUACAAGUAUCCAAGGUUUCCUUUCGAAAAUUGAUGAAAAUGGCGACGCCGAAGGCAACUAUACUUUAUUGGCACGUGUGAAGUACAAAACUGCUUAUGCAGACUAUUCCAUGCUACCCGUGGGUCAUUUUCAAAUGACAGACGGAAGCACUAUUCCUGCAUUUCGCCGCUUUGAUGUAAAAACAAUAGAUUCUGUAUUGACGAAACCACCAGUAGAUGAGCCUAAAUGUGGAUACAGAGGAGAACGAUGCAUUCCGCCUGAAACCUACACACUAGAGAUAGUAGGAGGUGUAUUGGGUGGACUGGUGUUUACUAUAAUAGUCAUUCUUCUCAUCAUAUACAGAAAUUGGAGAUAUGAACAGGAAAUUGCUGGAUUAUUAUGGAAAAUAUCAAGAUCAGAUAUAAAAACACGCGAUUCUAAAUCUACUGGGCCAUUAGACAGAGCCAAAAGUACCAGUCGGAUGACAUUGUGCAGUCAGCAGUCGAUGGAAUCUAAGUUUUCUAUGACCCAGAUAUAUGCCCAAACAGGUUCAUAUAAAGGUCAGAUAGUGGCCUUGAAGAUGUACGAAUUCAAUAGUUUUGACGUUAGCAGAAAAAUGAAGAAAGAAAUGAAACUUAUGAGAGACUUACGUCAUGACAACGUUAAUGCAUUCAUUGGUGCUUGUGUAGAUCCUGAAUAUUUUAUCAUUGUAACAGAAUAUUGUUCUAAAGGAAGCCUACAGGAUAUCUUAGAGAACCCAGAUCUCAAAUUAGAUCACAUGUUUCUUGCCUCAUUGGUCAAAGAUCUGUUACAAGGACUGAUCUUUCUUCACGAGUCUGAAUUGGAAAUCCAUGGAAAUCUGAAAAGCUCCAAUUGUGUGGUGAACAGCAGAUGGAUGUUACAAGUUACAGAUUUCGGUCUGUUAAAUAUCCGUGCUGCCACCUACAAGAAGGAAGAUGAGCAUGCGUACUACAGAAAUUUACUGUGGUGUGCACCUGAAUUCAUCAGAAAUCGUCAUCUGAAGAAAACCCAGAAAGGCGAUGUUUUCUCAUUUGGUAUUAUAUUACAUGAAAUAUUUGUUAGACAAGGUCCUUAUGGUUGUUAUGAAUUGACUCCAAAAGAAAUAGUUGAAGAAGUAAAGAAUUUUAAAGAACCAAUAUUUCGCCCUGAUAUAAGUCAACUCGACUGUGAUAAAUAUAUAAUUGAUUGUAUGGAAUUAUGCUGGGCAGAAAAUCCACAGGAUAGACCGGAGUUUAGAACUGUCUGGACUAAACUUAAACCGCUUAGAGCUGGCAUGAAACGGAAUAUAUUCGAUAACAUGAUGUCAAUUAUGGAAAAAUAUCAAGAAAAUUUGGAAGAUUUGGUUGGAGAAAGAACUGAACAGCUUAUUGGAGAAAAGAGGAAAACAGAAGCCUUACUUCAUCGAAUGUUACCACGGUUUGUUAAUCAACAAUUAAAGCGAGGAGAGCCAGUUAUACCAGAAACUUUCAAUUCCACUACCAUCUAUUUUAGUGAUAUUUGUAGCUUUACUAAACUAUCAGCCGAAUCAACGCCUAUGGAGGUGGUUGAUUUAUUGAGCCAUUUGUAUACAUUAUUCGACAAUAUUAUCAAGAAUUACGAUGUAUAUAAAGUAGAGACAAUAGGUGAUGCCUAUAUGGUAGUCAGUGGUCUACCAUUACGAAAUGGUGAUAAUCAUGCCGGUGAAAUAGCUUCAAUGUCUCUUCAUCUACUCUCAGCAAUUAAAACGUUUCAAAUACCACAUCGUCCUAAUGAAACUCUGAAAUUAAGAAUCGGUAUACAUACAGGACCUGUUGUGGCAGGAGUUGUCGGUAUGACUAUGCCUAGAUAUACCUUAUUUGGUGAUACAGUUAAUACUGCCUCUAGAAUGGAAUCUAACGGAGAAGCGUUAAAGAUCCAUUGUAGUGCUGAAUGUAGAGCGGUGUUGAUGAAGUUGGGUGGUUAUAAUUUGAAAGAAAGAGGGCUGAUCAAUAUGAAGGGAAAAGGAGAUUUAUUGACAUAUUGGCUAGUGUCUGAAGAUGAACAAACUAGAAAACAAAGAAUGUGGUAUUUAGUUCAAGAUGAAACUGAUAGUGUUACUAUGAAGCGCCGUUUUCCUGGACUCUCAAAUCAUAAACGUUUACCAGACGGCUUCUCUAGAGGUGAUCGACCGCUAAGUAUCGAAAAAAAUUCUUCCGAAAGUAAUUUAUGGGACAUAUUAAAAAUGCACGACUCCAAUUUGGAACCAUGCGAUUCGCAUUCAACGCAUUCACGUAUAAAUUCGUUUCGUGAAUCACGAACUAGAGAUAGGCUUAGUGAAAGUCCGCCUUCAUCGAGGAAGAAUCUGUCAUCAUUAACUGUUCCAGAUUGUAAUGGUCAUCAGUGGAAAUAUAAUCAGACUGACCAUAAAAAUGAAAAUGUGAACCAAAAUGAUUCUGUGAUAUCAAGUGAAACUGAUUGUUUGUUGUGUAAAAAUCAUCCGUCCAAGGGGAAACAGGUACCGCCUCAUGUUUGUAAAAACUGUGAAGAAAUCGAACUACUUGUGGUAUAA